AGAGUCCCCGCCCUGCCCGCGCUGGCACGGGGUCGCUCUGAAGGCGGGAAGCGCCGGGCUCCUCCUCCUGCUGGUGACGGUUGCAGGGCUCGGUGUUUGGGUUUUGCAGGGCUUCCCGAGUAAAGCGGAGAAGGGGACGACCCAGACGGGUGACGGUGGGACUCCGAGCACCAGUAAUGGAAGUGCAUGCAACGCCAGCCUGGAGGACUUGGUUUCUCGUCUGAAGCAGAGCCUGUGCAAUCAGACCGAGAUAAAACUAGGAGGUGCCAGGUGCAAACUCUGCCCCCAAGACUGGCUGAUGCGUGGGGACACAUGCUACUGGCUGUCAAAAGGGACUAACACCUGGAGCAAGAGCCGGGAUGACUGUGCACAGAAGGGAUCUCAAAUGCUGGUGAUCCAGGACCAGGAACACAUGGGUCACCUGCAGUCGGCCCUACCAGAGGUAGAUCAUGUUUGGAUUGGAUUAGCAUUUAACUCAUCCCAGGGGAGGUGGACCUGGCUGGAUGGUGCCCCUGUCCAUAAAGAACUGUUCCCCGGGAUAAAUUGGGCUGAACAGAACAGCUGUGGAGUGUUAACAAGGACUAAGAUUGAUUUAGAAACCUGCCGUGUUCAGUUGAAGUGGCUCUGCCAGAAAGACGCCUUUCUGCUCUAGCCUGCGACAAGACGGAUGGGGAAAGAGCAUCUUCAGACUCUGAAACCUCUGCAGCGUGUAAGAGGGCUACAGACAACAUCACGUCAGACAGCGCCACGUCGGGGGUCAGCUCCCCAACCAGUGUGAAUCAGCCAAAGCAGCCCCAGAGUUGUGGGACCCAGAACCCCGGCUGAUGCUUAUCCCCACUUUUGAUGUCAGUGGUUUUAUUGGCUACUGAAGGAAAGAAAAGUUAGUGCCUCCUCCCCUGACCGGGCCAUCAUUGGCAUAGGUUUUCCCCACUCCAGCCCCUCAGAAUAAAGAGGGACACACACCUCUCCAGGGGCAACGCCAGGGAGCUAGUGCCCCGCAAAUGGAAAUAUUGUGAGACUGCAUAAUUGGCACAUGGCUGGUGGGU
This is a messenger RNA of Pelodiscus sinensis (Chinese soft-shelled turtle), 1046 nucleotides long. Lineage: Eukaryota; Metazoa; Chordata; Testudines; Trionychidae. The record is from RefSeq and is a predicted model, not a curated record.